Molecule: messenger RNA, 1137 nt
Organism: Leptosia nina
Lineage: Eukaryota; Metazoa; Arthropoda; Insecta; Lepidoptera; Pieridae
Source: the annotation of a GenBank genome assembly
AUGCUUCCGCAUCGCGAACGAGCCUGCGAUGCUUUAUUGGAGAAUCCACUCCUGCGCACUCCACCUCCUGAGCCAGAAAGACCACGACCACCACGCAUUAGGAAGCCCAGGGAAUUCAAAUUGUUGCAACUUGCGAAGCACAAAGUGGACGACAGGCCGCCGGAGUUGUUCCCAGAACUAUAUCUGAAGCCUCGCCGACUGAACUACUACGCCAGACAACUCGAGGAAAACAUGAACGUCAACAAGGAGCUGCUGAAGAGGAUUAACCUCAUUCAACGGACUGGAGGUUUCGUAGAUUGCUGGAUGUACCCUGAACAAACGGACACAUACAACAAGCUGCUAUGCAAGCAACGUCAGCGAGUAUUAGAUGAAAUACGAAGACAAAACUUAUACUUCUAUUCGCGGCUUUUAAUCGCCAGAUCAGAACAACCUCUUACGAAGGAGCUCGAAGAAUUGUGGAAGGAUACCAAACAUAAACUAAUUCUAGGCGCAUCGCUGCCAUUUAUCUUAUUUAAAACGGAAAAAAUCGAUCGAGACAUCAGAGACCCAGCAUUCGACAAACCUCCCAGUGUUAACAGGACCAAGGUGUCAAUGGAGAUAUGGGUCCUCGGAGGUUCCAAAAUUGGCCGCGUCACGGUUGAGCUAUUCACGGACUUGGUUCCGAAGACCUGCCAAAUGUUUCUCAAUCUCGUCAAGGGUGACGGUCGGGGUCACGCCUACAUGGGUACCAGGGUCGUACCCAACUUAUACUGCCGAGCCGGUGACGUCACAAAAGACAAUGGAUUCGGUUGUUAUUUGACGGAAGGGCAAACAGAACCCCCGGGACCUGAAGGGUUUCGCCUGAAACAUUCCGUGCCUGGUGUUUUAUCCAUGGUGGUGACGCCAGAUAAUGAAGUAUGCGGCCAGUUUAACAUAAUAUUUAAGCCGCUAUCUCAAUUCGAUGGCAAACACGUAGUUUUCGGAAGAAUCGUUGGAGGUCCGGCACAGGCGCUAGAGAGGAUCAGUGCCCUCGGCUUACCGCUCGGCACCACCACCUCGGAUUGCAUCAUCAGAUACUGCGGUUGGUUCACGCGAAACGGACAAUACAAAGAGGGCAACCCCAAUACGAUUAAAUUUCCUCCAAGACGAAAGAAUUAA